Molecule: messenger RNA, 201 nt
Organism: Phycomyces blakesleeanus NRRL 1555(-)
Lineage: Eukaryota; Fungi; Mucoromycota; Mucoromycetes; Mucorales; Phycomycetaceae
Exons: 2
Coding region: 1-201 (66 amino acids)
Source: RefSeq, a predicted model, not a curated record
AUGUUAUAUGUCACCAUUCUCAGAGCUGACCUUCAACUCUCCAAGUCAUAUAGUAUUCAUACCACCAUAAUUCCGACACCUUCUUCGAUCCCAAUGACGCCAUUCAAUUCCACCAAGCGGACGCCACCUAACAAAAAGUCUCGCGAUGUUAAUCUCUCGUCAUUAGCAUGCGCCAUGAAUGUCAAAACUUUGUCACACUGA